Molecule: messenger RNA, 1098 nt
Organism: Coniosporium apollinis CBS 100218
Lineage: Eukaryota; Fungi; Ascomycota; Dothideomycetes
Exons: 4
Coding region: 1-1098 (365 amino acids)
Biological process (GO): Arp2/3 complex-mediated actin nucleation
Cellular component (GO): Arp2/3 protein complex; actin cytoskeleton
Molecular function (GO): actin filament binding
Source: RefSeq, a predicted model, not a curated record
AUGGCCCCUCCUGAAGUCCACCACCUCUUCCACGCCCCCAUCGCCGACCACUCCUUCUCCGCCGACCGUCAAACCCUCGCCGUUGCCCGCGACAGCAACGUCGAGCUGUACGCGAAAUCAGGCAACAAGCUCGUGCUGCAGGAUGAGCUGAAGGGGCACGACAAGACCGUCACGGGCGUGGAUAUCGCGCCGGGGAGUGGGAGGAUUGUCACGUGUUCGCAGGACCGCAACGCCUACGUCUGGGAGCCCACGGGCCCCUCCAACGCCUGGAAGCCGACCCUCGUGCUCCUCCGCAUCAACCGCGCCGCGACCUCCGUGCGCUGGUCGCCCUCGGAAACGAAAUUCGCCGUCGGCUCCGGCGCCCGCACCAUCGCCGUCUGCUACUUCGAGUCCGAGAACGACUGGUGGGUCUCCAAGCACCUGAAGAAGCCGAUUCGGUCCACGGUCACGAGUGUGGCCUGGCAUCCGAACUCCGUGCUGCUGGGCGCGGGGAGCACGGACGGGCAUGCGCGCGUGUUUUCGGGGUUCGUCAAGGGGGUCGAUGAGAGGCCUGGGCCGAGCGUUUGGGGGGAGAAGCUGCCGUUCAAUACGGUGUGUGGGGAGUAUCUGAACAACACGGCGGGAUGGGUUCAUGACGUCGCGUUUUCGCCGUCGGGCGAUGCGCUGGCGUUCGCGAGCCAUGACAGCAGCGUCACGGUCGUGUAUCCGGCCGGUCCCGAUCAGGCGCCCAGGGCUGUGGUCAGCGUGAGCACGCAGCUGCUGCCGUUUGUGAGUCUGAUCUGGAGCAGCGAGAGCGAGAUCAUUGCCGCAGGAUACGACUGCGAGGCGUACCGCCUCCAGGGCAGCGAGCAGGGAUGGGCAAUCGCGGGCUCGAUCGAGUCGGCCGGCCGGCCUGGGCUGAAGGAUCAGAGGGAGGAGAGCGCGCUCAACAUGUUCAGGCAGAUGGACCUGAAGGGCAAGUCCAGGGAUGACACGCAGCUCAAGACCGUGCAUCAGAACACCAUCAGCACUGUGCGGAGCUAUGCGGAGGGCGGGGACGGGGUGAGGCAGUUCAGCAGUAACGGUGUUGAUGGGAGAGUCGUCGUCUGGACGCUGUGA